Molecule: messenger RNA, 954 nt
Organism: Chenopodium quinoa (quinoa)
Lineage: Eukaryota; Viridiplantae; Streptophyta; Magnoliopsida; Caryophyllales; Amaranthaceae
Exons: 1
Coding region: 1-954 (317 amino acids)
Source: RefSeq, a predicted model, not a curated record
AUGUUAGGCUACGGCAUGGCUGCGGACGCCGUGGAUGAAUACGUUCGAAUCAGUGAGUCAACCGCUCGAGUUUCCCUUCAACGUUUUUGUACCGGGAUCAUAGAUCAGUUCGGAACUGAGUACAUGCGAAACCCUACAACUGAUGAAUUGGCCAGAAUACUGCAUCAAAAUGAACUGCGUGGUUUUCCAGGCAUGAUAGACAGCAUUGAUUGCAUGCAUUGGGAAUGGAAGAACUGUCCAACGGCUUGGAAAGCGCAGUACGCCGGUAGGAACAAGAAAGCAACGCUAAUACUGGAAGCCGUUGCAGAUCAGGAUUUAUGGAUAUGGCAUUCCUUCUUUGGUAUUCCUGGAUCUUGUAAUGACCAUAAUGUCUUAUACCGUUCCCCAGUGUUUGAUGAGGUUCUGCAUCGUCGAGCUCCUCCGGUAAAUUUUACCGUUAACGACCAUGAAUACAACAUGGCAUAUUACUUAGCUGACGGUAUUUAUCCGAAGUGGGCAACUUUUGUUCAGGGUAUCACAACCCCUCAACUUCAGAAAGAUAAAAUGUUCGCUGACCAUCAGGCUGCUGCUCGAAAGGACGUUGUAAGAGCAUUCGGUGUUUUGCAAGCUCGAUUUGCAAUAAUACGAAAACCGUCACUGGCGUACGAUGAGGACAUACUGCGAGACAUAAUGAAAGCAUGUAUCAUUAUGCACAACAUGAUUGUUGAAGAUGAGCGCCACAACUACACUCGAGCCGAAGUUCUAAGAGCCUUCUACGAAGAAGAUCAACAAGAAUUAACACCAGCAUCAACAUCUACAACGCCACCGUUUGAAUUCAACGUAGGCCGACCUACCAACUUUGACUUCAACGCAUUUCUACAGCGAAAAGCUUCCCUCCGUGACAGAGAAAUUCAUCUAUCUCUGAAACGUGAUUUAGUCGAACAUAUUUGGCUACGAUACGGGCCACGUAAUUAG